UGUGCUGGCUCUGUGUGAAAUCAUUAUUAUACUUAUUAUACAGUUUAUUUAUUAUACGGCCAGCAGGCUGCGCGCUCGUCACUGUUGCUGUGCCUCGGCCUCCCAUUGGUCGCCGGUUCUUUGUGGGCAGAGUGUGAAGCUGCUGAUUGGCUGAGCGCAUCCAUCGCUGUAAAUGCCCGUCUGUAGGACAGAGAGGGGCAGCAGCGGGCGCGCGGUGAACAGCUGAGUUAAAGAGCGCAGAGCCGGACAGCGCGUGCACUGCUGUACCCUGACUGACUAUAACCUCCCCCGGGACUCAACUGCAGAACCGGCAGCUUCACACCAGCUCAUUCAUCCAGGUGCUGAGAUGGGAAAUGCCUUAUAAGCACAUCAGGCACCACGUCCGUCUGCUGCCAUGACAACCAGCUGCAAUAGCCAGUUACCUGAGGUGUUGACGGACCACGCGGACACUGCGCUUUUGAGAUCUGAUGGAGAGGUAUCUGUUCCAAUGGGGAACCUGGACUGCUGUGACCCCGCCCUCCCUGGAAAAACUAUGGGUCCUGACAGCGGGCCAACAAACGAGGAGCCGCAGUACUGCAAGCAAAAGGACGUGCCGUUUUUAAACAACGUAACAUUCACCAAACAGAGUCCUCUCGUGGAUCGACCCAUGUGCAGGAUCUGUCACGACGGCGGUGGGCAGGAGGAGCUGCUCUCACCGUGUGAGUGUGCGGGGACUCUGGGCACCAUCCAUCGCAGCUGCCUCGAGCACUGGCUCUCAGCUUCCAGCACCAGCUUCUGCGAGCUCUGCCACUACCAGUUCAGUGUGCAGCGUAAAGCACGGCCUCUGCUGGAGUGGCUGCGUAACCCCGGGCUGCAUCAAGAGAAGCGCACACUGUUCGGAGACAUGGUGUGUUUCCUGCUCAUCACGCCGCUAGCCACCAUCUCAGGCUGGCUGUGUCUGCGGGGGGCUGUGGACCACCUUCACUUCUCCAGCAGACUGGAGGCUGUGGGCCUGAUCGCUCUCACUGUAGCACUAUUCACUAUUUACCUCUUCUGGACCCUGGUGUCUCUCAGGUAUCACUGCCGUCUGUAUAACGAAUGGCGUCAGACUAAUCAGCGGGUCGUUCUUCUGCUGCCCAAAUCACAGCGAGAAUCGCCGGGUAACCCAUCACUGCCAGGACUGCCACGGACCAAACGACCGUCCAAAGAAACUAUAGUCUGACAGGACUUUGGACUCUAAAGGAGAGGACACAGAGGAGCAUGGCCUCAACUUGAGAACUGUGGAGACUGAUCUGAGUCUUAGCAGGAGAUUCCAGAGUGGAUUUACUGAGACACACUGAUGAAUUUGGUCAUCUUGUUUAACUCUGAGACUAACUGAGACUACUGAAGGAUGUGGAUUGCUGUUUCAGAGCAUUGGAGACAGAAAAAACAGCUGUUUGUUGACUGUAAAGUUGCUGUUUUCAAUAGCAACUCGUUAGCAUGAUGCUAACAUUAGUUGUGGACAUAACAUGCUCUUCAGUAUAUCUCAUUCGCUGCGUUGACUUGGGAACAUUGAGCAACAUUAAGGAUCAAUGACUGUUUUUGUUAAACCUGGACAUUGGCAACACAUUGACAGUUCAGAGUCAGCAUGGUUCAUUUGUUUUCUGCUGGACUCCAUGCAUACCCCAUGUGUACUAAAAUAAGGUAUAAUAUUUAACAUAUAUAUCCAGUUCAAACUGAAUGUCUUUCCAAACUUACCUUAAUUUGUGGAAGGUUCAAACUCAGUAGAUGCCUUUCAUAUCAUAUGUUCAUACAUAUAUGACCAUAAGUAUCCAGACUACCCUUCUAUUGCUGACACUGGUGUCCAUUUUCACCCAAAUUGGACAAUAGAUAAUUAAGUAGUAGUAAAGAUGUGUUACCCUUAUAAAAAAAGCACUGUCAAUAGUAAAAUGGGCUGCUGAUAUGGCUGCACAUGAGCCUAAAGCACUGGAGCUGCGUCUGUAGAGAGAUUUGUAUAAUGAAGCACCAGCCAGUAUUCUGGGAUGAGUAGAACAUGUCGCAUUUCUGAUUUAGCACUAGCAUCAAUCAUCCAACUUCAAUGCCUGGCUUGACUUAUUAUUCUCUUAUGACUGAAUACAAUCAAUACAAAUCCCCCAGCUAUAAAUACGGUGGCAAAAAAGAGACAAAAUGCUCAUUUAUUCUUCGUAAUGUCAGUAGAAACAUCAGAAAAGGUGUCUCACAAAACACUGGACAUACACUUUGGACAUUGGCCAAAAGUCAUGGGAUAGCAAAGUCAUAGCAUAGCAAAACAAUGUGUCCUAUGACUGUUACCAUCCCAUCCCAUAGAAGGUAAAGAACACUGCACUGACAUUCAGGAUAUGCAUGUGGGCAUAUCCCAUGAACAGUAAGUUUUAGCCAAAUGCUGCUGCUGCACUGUGUGUGGUAAUGCCUUCUAAGAUUCAUUCAUAUUCAUGGUAUACUGAGACAAAGGUGUCAAAAGUAUUCAAAUGCAUUACUCAGGUAGAAGUGUAGAUACUGGGGUUUAAAGGAUAAAAGUAUAAAGUAAUGUAAGGGGGAAAAAUGAAAUGCCAUUAAUGACAAAAGCUAAGGCCAUGCCAUAGAGUCCUAUAGUGCACUAGUACCUUCCCUCCCCUAAACACAUUUUACUAAAAGUUAUAAAUUAUAUUAUAAAAGCUAUAAUGUUAUAUUAAAAUUCUAAUGUUAAGAAAAAAAAUCUGUGCAAAUAUAUUUAAGAAGCUUAGUUGGACAUUUUACUCAAGUUCUCCUGAGUCUCUCUUGAGUUCAUACUAGGCUACAUACGUCUGCUAUGUUCAAGCUGGAGUGUGGGCGUGAUGUGUUUAGGUGUGAUGGAUACACGCAUAUAAACCAAUAGGGUGUCAGAAUGGUAUAUGUUUAUACUUCUCUACAUCCAACCACAAUCAGAUUCACUUUAUUUGGAUAGGGUUUUUUUUUUUUGAACAAUGAGAAACCAGAAUUAAAUGAAAUAGGACAAACAAGGCUAUUUUUAAAAUGUAAGUUCAGAUAAUUGUGUGAAAUGAUAAUAAAUAGAAGUAAAAAUUGGCUGUAGAAUAAUUACCAAAAAUUCUACUUAAGUAUGGUAAUAAAGUAUUUGAUUUUCCUUACUUGACACCUCUGUACUGAGAUGCCAAAUUUUGUAAGACACGAAACCACGAACCAUUAGCACACAAUGCACUGCACUGUCCACUGUAGUUGUGUAGCAAUGUGUUUUAUGAUGUAUUCCCACUACACGUGACACUGUGGAUUGAGGAACUUUAAAUGUUAUCUGUACAACUUUGAAUUCUGAACAUUCUAUCCAUCUAGCACCCACUUUAGAUCCCCGCUUGAUAAUUCACGUCAUCUUGCCAUGAGCACACUGGAUAGUGUUGAACCUUACUUACACAGUAGCACCUCACAACGUAUAUAUGUCUGGGUGUUCCCAAGCCAUGUCAUGUGUGGGGUAACACUCUUCCCGAUCGGUUUACAUACUUUUGUCAUGUCAGCUGUCCCAUAACUUUUGGCAUGGGUUAGAUAAAUAGCAGCAGGACUAAACAAUAAACAGUCUUGAGGGAAAGAGUGGCUGAAAACUGAGAGACGCACAAGAAAACACAAAGCCUGGUCUGGUAAAUUCCACAUCAUUCUCCAAGUAGACCAUGAAUUCUUGUUCUUCCCCCUCAACAAGGCUUGGGAGACUGUGGUGGAUCGUUCCUAACUGCAGCGCGAUGUGAAAUAUGCUUUUAAUAAGGAUUGCUGUGCAUG
Messenger RNA from Astyanax mexicanus (Mexican tetra), 3735 nucleotides. RefSeq names its product E3 ubiquitin-protein ligase MARCHF3 (gene marchf3). The transcript is spliced from 5 exons. The coding region runs from base 395 to 1201 and encodes 268 amino acids. The record is from RefSeq and is a predicted model, not a curated record. Gene Ontology annotation, molecular function: ubiquitin-protein transferase activity; zinc ion binding. Gene Ontology annotation, biological process: protein ubiquitination. NCBI's taxonomy places the organism in Eukaryota, Metazoa, Chordata, Actinopteri, Characiformes, Acestrorhamphidae.